AUGUUAGAUGAUGAAGUUACAAUAACGUUAUCAUCUGUAAUUGCAUUUGUUUGUGGUGUAAUAUUAACUUUAUUUUGGUAUUACUCAAAUCAUUUUUUAUUUGUUAAUUUUUUAUCGAUAUGCUCAUGUAUAACAGCAUUUUCAUUCAUGAGAUUAAAUAAUUUAAGAGGAUUAACUUUACUUUUAUGGACAUUUUUAAUUUAUGAUGUUUUUUGGGUAUUUUAUAGUAGUUUCUUUUUUGGUGAGAGUGUAAUGGAAAAAGUAGCAGUUAAGGUUUUAGAUAAAUUUUAUUUACCAAUGUUAAUUUCUGUUCCAAAAUUUUUUGGUGGUGGUUUUUCAUCAUUAGGUAAUGGUGAUAUUGUAUUACCAGGUAUUUAUAUGUGUCAAUUAUAUUUCUUGGAUAAAUAUUAUAAAUUUGGUGAGAAAAAUAAUAAUAAUAAUAAUAAUAAUAAUAAUAGUGGUAACAAUGGUAAUAAUAAUAAUAAUAAUAAUAAUAAUAAUAAUAAUAAUAAUAAUAAUAAUAAUAAUAAUAAUAAUAAUAAUAGUAAUUUUGUUGGAUACUUUAAAAUCUCUGUGAUUGGUUAUAUUUCUGGUUUGGUAAUUUCAUUAUUCGCUGUUUUAAUUACAGAGUCUGGUCAACCUGCAUUAUUAUACCUUGUCCCAACUGUAACUUUACCAACAAUUUUCUUUGCUCAUAAACGUGGUCAUCUUUCAAUUUUAAUGAAACCAAUUCCAAAACCAAAACAAGAUCAAGAAAGUUUAAUAAAUUCUUGA
Dictyostelium discoideum AX4 is the source of this 774-nucleotide messenger RNA. RefSeq lists its product as hypothetical. The transcript has 3 exons. Lineage: Eukaryota; Evosea; Eumycetozoa; Dictyosteliales; Dictyosteliaceae. Bases 1 to 774 code for a protein of 257 amino acids. The record is from RefSeq and is a predicted model, not a curated record.